AUGUGGCUGUGGAGGUGCACCCGGGCCCAGCCGGAGGAGCAGGGAAGGCCUCCUGGAGGUGGUGAUGGUGGCAAGGCCAGCGCCGAGCCUAAAGACCCCAUUUCUCAAACCCAGCUUUCUACAUGGAAUUAUUCAAAGGGAAACCUUAUCAAGCAGCCUUCCAGCUCUGGUGUCAUCCAUCUUCUAAAGGUCGUGUGGGCUGCUUUUCACCUUCCCAGCCUGUCAAAGCUGAGUGCAAGGAUCCCAGCAGAGAGUGUGGACCUGAGACCUGCAAUUAGCACUUCUGGCAGAUCCACGUGUUUGAAGACAAGGACAGAACCCCAGAGCAGCCCUCUGGUUCCAGCUCAGGAUGGACCCUCGGAGAAGCUGAGCCAGCAUCUGGCCACUGAGGCCUUGGGCACCAACAGCCUGGAGAGAGACAAGGCCUGCCAGGAGCUCAGUCCUGCCAGAGCACGCAGUGCCUCCCGAGACAAAGACUUGACGCCACCAAGGGGGAAGAAGAAAAAGAAGAAAUCCACCCGGAAGAAGAGAAGGAGGUCCCCGUCAUAUAGUCCAUCGCCUGUCAAGAAAAAGAAGAAGAAAGGCUCCAAAAAACAUAAGCGACACAGGUCAUUCUCCAAGAAGAGAAGGCACAGCUCCUCCAGCCCAAAAAGCAAAAGGAGGGAUGAGAAGAGGCACAAAAAACAAUCACGAAGCCGGCCCCGAAAAUCUCACCGUCACCGUCAUCACCAUUAUCCCUCCCGGUCCCAGAGCUCCGAGUCCCGCUCCUCAAGCUGUGAGAGCAGGCACCGCGGCAGGUCCCCCGAGGAAGGGCGGAAGUCCCGCCGAAGGCACUCCCGCCGCUACUCCAGGACCCUCGGCAAGGCCAGCCCCGAGGCCCGCUCCAGCCACCCGCCCAGCCAGCCCCUCCGGAUGCUCAGCCUCCUGUCGGCCAGGGGUGUAAUCACUGGGUCGGGGUCUGCAGCUGACCUCUUUACCAAAACAGCCAGCCCGCUCACCACCUCCAGAGGACGCUCCCAGGAGUAUGACUCAGGCAAUGACACCUCUUCACCACCCUCCACGCAAAUCAGCUCAGCCAGGUCACGGGGUCAAGAGAAGGGGAGCCCCAGUGAGGGCCUCACCAAGAGCCAAGAGCUCAACUGUGGCAACACCUCCGAUUCAGGGAACUCCUUCACCACCUCCUCACCCCAGAACAAGGGAGCCACUUUGGAGAAUCUCUCCCCCACCAGCAGGGGCAGAGAGUCAAGAGGAUUUCGGUCGCCAUGUCUGGAAUGUGCAGAAGUGAAGAAGUCCAGUUUGGUCCCAUCCACAGCCCGGAGCUCCCCCAUGAGAGGGUGCUCCCGCAGCCCCUCCUAUGCCAGCACCCGUUCUUCCAGCCACUCCUCCCGAUCCCCAAACCCCAGGGCCUCCCCCAGGUACACCCGAAGCCGAUCCACCUCCUCUGGAAAAAGGUCCUACUCGCGCUCUUCCAGCUAUUCCUCCAAGUCGGGCAAGAGGAGCCCACCCAGCAGAAGCUCCCGAUCGCGCCGCAGCCCCAGCUACUCCCGUUACAGCCCCAACAGGGAGCGGGACCCCAAGUACAAUGAGAAGGACUCCCAGCAGCGGGAGCGCGAGCGAGCGCGUCGGAGACGGCGGUCCUACUCGCCCAUGCGGAAGCGCCGGAGAGACUCCCCGAGCCACCUGGAGGCGCGGAGGAUAACCAGUGCCCGGAAACGCCCCAUCCCCUACUACCGGCCCAGCCCCUCCUCCUCCGGCAGCCUCAGCAGCGCCUCCUCCUGGUACAGCAGCAGCAGCCGCUCGGCCAGCCGCAGCUCUUCCCGCAGCCGCAGCUCUUCCCGCAGCCGCAGCCGCAGCCGCAGCCGCAGCCGCAGCCGGACCCGCGCAAGCAGCGGCUCCAGCUCGCGCAGCCCCAGCCUGGGCUCCCGGAGCCGGAGCCGGAGCCGGAGCUACAGCUCAGCAGACAGCUACUCCAGCACGAGGCGCUAAGCCCGAGCCCUCCCUUGAGCCGGCUGCCUGCAGGGGGGCCCCUCUCACUCUGCCAGCCUACCCCCCCUCCCCUGCCCCCCCUGCCUGCUCCCUGGGGACGGACCUUGCGGGCUCCUGGACCCUGUCCUUCCUGCUCUCCUGGGGAGGAGGAAAAGGGGGUACGGGGCCUUCAGCCUCUAUGUCAAACCGCCAGGAGCCUCCACCAGCACCACCCCGGGGCUCGACUCGGGCCUGGGCGUAUGGAGAGAACCACCCUCUGUUGGCACAAAAAACCUCAAGGUUCUGUGAGAAGCAACGGGUCCGUGACUCCAACGCUUGGGCCUGGCCAGGAAAACAGAGUUCUGCUCACCCACUGCUCCUAGGAUGCAUAUGGAAGGCUAGCAUCACACCUGCCCUCCUUCUCCCCUCAUUCGGCCUCCUGGGCGGGUGUGUGAACCCUCGUGGGGUGGGAGGAGACGAGAGGAAAUCAAGGGCAGUUAGGCCCGGGAGAGGGGGUCAGGCCUUUCACCGCCCACCCAUCCCCGAACGGAGCAAAGGCUAGAAGGCAAUCGGAAGGGGGAGAGAAGGGAUCUGAGUAGGGAUCGUGGAGGUUUCAGUGGGGAGGAAGUGUCAGGAGAGAGGAAAUGGGUUCUCUGGUUGUGAGUAUAGACGCAAAAGGGCAGGGGUCAUUCUGCUGCCCACCCCCCCCCCCCCCAUUAUCUUGGCCUGGUCAGGAAAAGCGGUCCAGUAGGUUCUAGCAAUGGAGAGGCCCCCACAUGGCUUAGACAGCCUCUUGGCUGUUCACAGGGCCCCUGAACCUCCCUGAGAAAGGACACAGUGGACAGGACAGCUUGGUCCACAGCCCCACAGCCCAGAUUUGCCUCAGCUCCCACUAGCUGGCACCAGCUUAAUUCCACGAGACCAUCUGCUGAACGUCCCCCAGUGCCAUGGCCAGCUGCCAGUCCCCAGCGCCGGCCAGUCUGGCCUUACCCUCCCGUCGGUGCCUGCCUGCCCCCUCCCCCACCGCCCAGACGGCCACACCCUGGAGCCCACCCAAAACAGCCGAGCAUCGGCUCACCCGCCCUCAGCCCCAGCCAACCCCUUUGCCUCUCAGGAAUUUUGCCAGGAUGGGGCACAGCAGCUCAGAUUUUGGGAGGAAAGACCCAAAUCCAGAGAGUGUGAGGGGACAGGGGCUUGGAUACUCCAUAGCCUGGGAUUCUCCUGGCUUCUGAGGCUUCUCUAUCAGCUCAAGCCCCACCUUCAUCUCUGCCCUCCCCCUAUCUUCCCUCUGCCCAGGGCUGGGCAGCAGGGGUAAGCUGAUCUCCAACACACAAAUACCACCAGUUGCUUCAUCCGCAGCAGGCACUGAGAACAGGGGUGUGAGGGAGAGGAUCCUUAAAAUAAACCCUUGGGCAUCCCCCUCACCAGCUGACUGGCUUUCCGGAGCCUUGUGGGCGAGUUUCAGGUUUGCGGUAGCAAGGGCAGCGGGACAGGGCAUGGAGGGAGACAGUGAGGGGGGACAGUUCCUGGCUCUGGAUACUGGGGCCAGCUAUGGGGAAGCAGGGACCAAACACUAUCCCUCCCACCCCAGGGAAAACAUUGGCACAAAAAAAUCCUUUUUCUUGAAAGCCGUGACCUGUCCCCCCCCACCCCCCAUCUUUCCCAUUACAUCAGCCCGUGGGCCAGAAACUGCCCUGCAACCACCCACAAGUCCUUCCUCCAUCAGGAGAGCCGAAAGCGAGGCGCCCCAGACAGCACUGGACGACCUGGCCUUCCCAUGAUGCCCUCUGGCCCAGCCCUGGGCCCCACCUGCCCAGACUGACAGAUGCCGAUGCCGUCACUGCAGAAGGCCGGAUGGCAGGUGCCUGGGACAGGGGCAGGUGCCCUGGGAGGGCAUGUACAGCAACUGUAAAUAACCCUCUUCCCUGCCCAGGAACGCAAACUGGGCUCCAGUCUCCCAUCAUGGAGCCACGGAACCUCAUUAGCGGGACAGCAGUGAGCGAGGCCCGAGAGCCUCCCAUCAGACUGCCUUCAGACAACUCUAGGGGACCAUUUUGCCUGGGGCUCCUAGCAAACCUAUUAUUUAUUUUAUUUAUUUAUGUUUAUUUAUUUAUUUAUGUGAUGAUUUCUCUCUCUCUCUCUCUCUCUCUCUCUCUCUCUCUAGUUGCCAUUAGCAGUAUUCAACUAUUUAUUUACAUGGAGAGGUGUGUGUAUGUGUGUGUGUGUGUGUGUGUUUCGGGGUGGGGGGGCUUCUAAAUUAUUUUUGCGCAUCUUUUUUCCCUCAUGUCUUUGUGGGUGGAAUCUGAGAGGUCGGGUGUUGAGUAGGGAUGUUGGCUUUGUCCCUGCAGGGGAGACCCACAGAGCUCUAAGUCCAAACAUCCUGGAGUUGGCCUGAGAGGGUGGGGGGAGCGCUUCAGACCCAAGGUUCGUCGUUACGUCAGUGAGGUUCAGGCUUGCGCCCCAGCUCCCUGCCCACCAGCUGCACUGAGGCAUCAGAAAGCUGAAGAACAGCCACGAGGCUUGUGAGCUAAGGCCCCGAAAUGGUACAGUGGAGUCACAGCUCACGUGGGGGUUGGAGUCUAAAGUUAGCAUAACCUAACUAAGGCAAAAUUUGCAGAGCCCGAGAUCUCGGUGUGAGAGCUUUAGGGAGGCACCUGCUGGGAGACAGCUAUACUGUCUCUGGCCCACUGAGGAGGCUUUGUGCAGUACUUAUUGAAGUAGCCGCCUUGGGUUUGGGCAGCCAUGGUGGUUGAAGCAAUGUCUGGUUUAGCAGUGGGAUUGAACUUCGAGGUGACAAGGAGAGAGUAUGGCAAGAAUUAAGCUGACUGAGGGGAGAGAAGAUGCACCUGUGGUCUCUCACCCUUAUUCCAGGGCAUACGGUAGUGGGCAGGAUCCCUCACUAGCUUUUCUGAGCAUGCCUGGUUGGUUCCAUGUAAAUUAUACAUGCUUCUGCCUCCCCUGUAGCCCAUUUCUCCCCAUCCCCUGAGGUUUUUCCAGGCUGCUCUCUUCCUUCUGCAGUAGACACACACUGCUUUCCGGAGCAGUGUCCACCAUCCUAAGAGAGAUACACAGACUCCAAGCAAAAAGCCUUUUACUGUGAUCUUUUGCUUUCCAUCAGAGGAGAGCACAAAGCUAUUUCAGAAAUUAGGGAAAGGGGGGGGAAAAAGACAAGAUGAAAGGAGCAGCCAGAGGUCCCCCCAAGAAGGUCAUUUCGGGGCCCAUCGAGCCCGGAUCUAGAGGCCUUUACCAGUCCUGCCUCUGACUAACUGCAGGGUCUUCUUGCUGCUUCCCAGAGAGGGCCCCACCCUUUCCAAAGUCACCAUUCACUGCCUUGAAAUCGCCAGCUCCUCUGGGUCCAGCUUUGAGUUUGGAGAGAUUUCUGCAACAUCCCUGGUUGUUUCCCUGGCAAUGUGAUUUUACCCAGCUCUAACCCCCAGCCAGGGGAAAGUUUGCAAGAAGGCUGCUUAAAUGCUUCCCGGGGGUGGGGGGUGAGGGAGGGAAUCUCUGUCCCUCCCUCUUGCCGGAUAUGCUUCUCUAAUUUCCCUUACAUUUUCUUUCUUAUGCAUCCAAAAAUAAAACGCUUGUUGGGGUGCUGGUAACCUUGCUUAACCAGAGCCCCCAGUUCCUGGCAUCAGCAUUCCUCUGCCUACUUCGCCCACAUUACCUUCUGUUUCCAGAGAAUGAGACAAAUUGCCUGAAACCUGCGUGUGGUAUGCACUUAUUUUAAAAGCCAGCAUUGGGGGGUGUGGCACGUGGCCCAGCAAACAUGCAGCCUUCCUGGAUGAAUGAACCUGGACAGAUCACUCCAUUUUUCCAAGCCAAAAAUUACCCCUUUGAGAAGUGGCGGAGUUUUUGAGAUAUAAUCCAGAAUGUUGACCAGAGGCCUGGGAAAUUGUCCAAAGACAGGGUGAGUUCACCAGGAUUGAGAAGAAAAAGGAAAACAGCCUCAAAUCUUUUUAGGAGGUUCUCAAUCAUUAGAGUAGAACUUAAAGCAAUAUGUGAAUUCUAAUUCCCUCAAAGCUAACUCCCUCAAAGCCCCCAUCCAGGAAUAUUCUAGUUCCUCAAGGUUCGACUGCCUUCCUAUCUCUGUUUCUUCCCUUCUUGAAGGAAAGGCAAUCUUUCAGAAGCCAAACAACAUUUAAGAUGUUUGAAAGACACGAGGGUCUUGGUCUCAGAGAGCCCCCAUCAUCCAUGAGCUCAGAACCAUCCUCUUUCCCAAAGGCUUUGCUUGAAAAGGGCCAGCAUUCGGUGCUCCCAAAGGUUCCCAAGCACUUUUUUUUUAAGUCCCACUCCCAUAAUUUCUUCUGCUCUAUUCUUUUCCACGAAUAUUCAAAAUAGUCACACAAGCAUGUGUCUUGCCUUGCUUCACUCUCCAGCUAAAUAGAAAAGUUUGAUUAAAAAACAAACAGAAUUCCUCCAACCGCUCCCUCCUCCGUUAGCCAGCUGCCUCCAGCUGAGGAGCUCAUGCUAGAUCCAGUGUCAUCAAGCAAUGCUUUAUCGCUUAUCGCAACCUCUUCCUCCUCACUUCUGCACCAAUGACCCAGUGAUACGGAUAGACUUGGCAUCUCCCCUCUGUCUGUGGCUGCUGUUUUGGACUUUUUUUUCUUUAUUGAGGGUUUUUUUUGGGGGGGAGGGUUGUUUUGCAUUGUAAAUACCAUGAUGGGGGGGCCCCUCAUCAGAACAUGGCUUAUUUAAUAAUUUAUUGCCUAUUUAUUGAGUGGUAUCGGGAGAGGAGAGGGACCACCUCUUUCCCUGAAUUGCUAUUGGAAAUUGGUGAUCUCCCAGCUCUGGGUGCGGCCGUCUGCAGCAAGGGGCAUGAUCACCCAGGUAAUGAGUGCUAGAAUCACCCCGCAAAUUGGAAUUGGCAGAAACGGAGUCUUCAGUCAUACAAAUUAAGCUCAAAUGGAACUAAAACACUGGUUAUCUCCGGGAAAACCUCAUUUUGAUGGAAAUUAAUUGCAGAAUAAAAUGCCUGUGCACAAACCAACUUCUAUUAAAAAGUCACAACUCCUUGAAAGAAAAAAGAGAGAGAGAGAGAGAGAGAGACAAAAUUGUAAUUCCUUUUCUCUGGCCAAGAAAAGAUAUGCCUCAUCUUCUAACAAGUUGAGCCAAAGAGACUGGAACAACAUUCCUUUGUGAUUCUCUGGCCUGUGUGUGUGUGUGUCUGGAUGAAAUGGAGUGGGUCUCGGGCCUCAGUGUUAUCAUCUGUAAAAUGGGGCUUGGCCUAAGUGUUCUUGGCAGGGGAGAGGGCGGGGGUUGCACCUCUGAUGCUGUGAGCGCCAAACUGUCAGGUAUACGGUCCCUGGUGUCUUCUGCCAACUGUAGGUCGAAGGAUGUCUCCUAAGGAAGGAAAUAAAAAACCAGGGCAUGGACCUCAUUUGCAGGGUAAGGUGGUAAUAGUUGAGUCCUGCAGUCAAAAAUGGGAGGCCUCCAGAUGCUGCCACCUGAGUGGUGACUCUUGUAGCCUGGGUCAAAGAAGCCUUCUAUAUGAGCUUGACCUUCUCUCCAAGCCCAGCUGUUAUCAAAGGAGAGACCAAGAAGGCUUUGCUGUUCUCUGGAGUUCACCACUGUUCAUCAUGUCAGACCACAUUUUGUACAGUUGUUCGAACAAGCCAGUGACCUAGGUCAUGCUGCCAUUUGUCGGAUGAGAAAACUGAGGCCCGGGAAGGGGGGAUCUGGUUUGCCGUAACUCCCUUGAGCUCAGACCCUCCUGGCUCCACGCCCCACUCUCUCGGUAGCUCUUUCUCGCCAGGCCCCUGCUGUGAGGACUUUGUGCAGGGUCUUUUCUCUCCCAAUUCUCAGCUGCUCCCUCAAGCAAUCAUUGGCCAAGGACCUAGCAGCAUCCACCCUAUCAGCCUGGCAGGCUCGGUGCACCCCAAGGCCAUUUCUCCCCACCGGGGGGCUAGAAUUCUCAUCUGGAAAACCCCAUGCCGGGGGACCCACCACCAGCCCAGCUCAGCCCGAGCAGCCAGCCUCUGUCUGGAGCAUCCACAUCAGAGCGGGGAGAAGCUCCUGUGUCCUCCAGCAUCCCGGGACCCUGUCCUCUACCCAGUGACACAGCGGCCGUGGCUUGUUUAUUUCUGGUGUCCACAGCUAAGCAUAACCUUCCUGGGGUUUCCGAUUUUUCAGCCUGUACGAAACAUGUCUCUCUGUUCUAAUAAAAGGUUCCAUGGUAUGGUG
Molecule: messenger RNA, 8145 nt
Organism: Mirounga angustirostris (Northern elephant seal)
Lineage: Eukaryota; Metazoa; Chordata; Mammalia; Carnivora; Phocidae
Gene: SRRM4
Product: serine/arginine repetitive matrix 4
Exons: 15
Coding region: 1-1986 (661 amino acids)
Biological process (GO): regulation of RNA splicing; mRNA processing; neuron maturation
Cellular component (GO): nucleus
Molecular function (GO): mRNA binding
Source: RefSeq, a predicted model, not a curated record